GAGGAGGGGGGUUGGACGCUGGAGGAGGAGGAGAAGGCUCGAGGGACCGUCUGUCGCGGGACAGGCUGGCCAGCUGGGGCGCGGAGUAGGGAGGAGGAGGUAGCAGCAGUAGCAGCAACGCUCGGAGCAGCAGCAGCAGCAGCAGAAGAAGAAACAAGUAUCAGCCACCCAGCGGCUCCUGCGGCCCGAGCAGCCUCAGUCCCCCCGCCGCUAUGGCGCUGCAAAACCCGGAGAGCGAGGAAGCCAAGGGGCCCUCGCAGGAGACAGAGCAAGAACAGCAGGAGCCGGUGGGUCGCCCUGAACCCGAGCCCGAGUCCUUGCCGAUGCCCCAACCUAAAACCCAAUCAGAACUCCAGGCUCCACCGGACCCCGCACCCUUGCCGGAGCUGGAGUUUGAGCCUGAGCCUGUGCAUGAACGCGAGCCCACGCCCACGGUGGAGACUCGCGGCACAGCGCGCGGCUUCCAGCCCCCCGAGGGUGGCUUCGGUUGGUUGGUGGUCUUCGCUGCCACCUGGUGCAACGGCUCCAUCUUCGGCAUCCAGAACUCCUUUGGGAUCCUCUACUCCAUGCUGCUGCAGGAGGAAAAAGAGAAAAAUCGCCAAGUGGAGUUCCAAGCAGCAUGGGUAGGAGCCCUUGCAAUGGGCAUGAUCUUCUUCUGUUCUCCCAUUGUGAGUAUAUUCACUGACCGUUUGGGCUGCCGAAUCACAGCGACUGCAGGGGCUGCUGUUGCUUUCAUUGGCCUUCAUACCAGCUCCUUCACCAGCUCCCUAAGCCUGCGUUACUUCACCUAUGGGAUUCUCUUUGGUUGUGGCUGUUCCUUCGCCUUUCAGCCAUCCCUCGUCAUCCUGGGCCACUAUUUCCAACGCCGCCUGGGUCUGGCCAAUGGUGUGGUGUCUGCUGGGAGUAGCAUCUUCUCCAUGUCUUUCCCCUUCCUCAUCAAUAUGCUGGGGGACAAGAUCAAGCUGGCCCAAACCUUCCAGGUGCUGAGUACCUUUAUGUUUGUUCUCAUGCUGCUUUCACUCACCUACCGGCCCCUCCUGCCCAGCUCCCAGGACACCCCAAGCAAGAGGGGUGUCCGCACCCUGCGCCAUCGCUUUCUGGCUCAGCUCAGGAAGUACUUCAACAUGCGAGUGUUCCGCCAACGUACCUACCGCAUCUGGGCCUUCGGGAUUGCUGCUGCUGCCCUUGGCUACUUCAUUCCCUAUGUACACCUGAUGAAGUAUGUGGAAGAGGAAUUCUCGGAAAUCAAGCAAACCUGGGUGCUCUUGGUGUGUAUUGGGGCUACCUCAGGCCUCGGGCGUCUUGUGUCGGGCCGUAUCAGCGACUCCAUUCCUGGACUUAAGAAGAUCUACUUGCAGGUCAUCUCCUUCUUGCUCCUGGGCCUGAUGUCCAUGAUGAUUCCUCUGUGCCGGGGCUUUGGGGGCCUCAUCGUUGUCUGCCUCUUCCUGGGCCUAUGUGAUGGCUUCUUCAUCACCAUCAUGGCCCCCAUCGCCUUUGAGCUGGUGGGCCCAAUGCAGGCCUCGCAGGCCAUUGGCUACCUUCUGGGCAUGAUGGCCCUGCCAAUGAUUGCUGGGCCCCCCAUUGCAGGCCUUCUCCGCAACUGUUUUGGGGACUACCAUGUGGCCUUCUACUUUGCCGGUGUGCCCCCCAUCAUUGGGGCUGUAAUCCUCUUCUUCGUCCCUCUGAUGCAUCAAAGGAUGUUCAAGAAAGAGCAGAGGGAUUCCAGCAAGGAUAAGAUGUUGGCUCCUGACCCAGACCCCAACGGGGAGCUGCUGCCAGGCUCCCCCACCCCUGAGGAACCCAUCUAAUGCCUCAUUCUUGCCAUUGUGUGAUUCUCCCCAGCCCUUCUCCUUCACUCCACUCUGCUCAGCAUUUACAUUUUUGCCACCAGCACACUUGUUCCCAAACCUGUGCACAUAGCAUUUUAGUCACCUGACCAUCCCCUUGGAGCCAAAACUCCAGGUGUUCCAAACUCACUAACCAAACUUUUCCCAAGAAUGCCUUUAAAUUUGCCAGGGCCCUUCUCCUCCCAGGAUAUGGGGAAACUUGGGAUUAUCCCUUGCUUGGCCUUUGGAACUUCUCCAUAUAUUUUCUAACCCCUGUGGGGGCGGCUAAGGGGAUGGAAACUCCUGGCUUUGACUUGUUAGUCACCUACUAAAAGCAAUUCCUAAAGGUGCUACUGUGUCCCUAGGAGCCUACUGGGGAGACCCAGACCUCCAUGUUCCAAGGAGUUUAUUGCCAUCUGUCCUUGCAAGCUGUUAUCAAGGGGGAGGGAGAUGUUGGGGAAGCAAAAUGAAACAAGGAGUCUCAGAGUCUCUGAAGGCCUUGGCUUCCUAAGAUCUGUGGGUGCCAUCACUUUACAAGUGUACAAGCAGUCUCCCUAUCACACUUCUGGUUAAUACUCUGUUUCCUUCUGCUUUUUUCCUUUUGUCCUCUAUUGCCUCCUCUCCCUUCUCUUCCCUAUUUCUUUUUAUGACUGUCAUAGACACAUGGGUGUUUGGAGAAAGGAGGGACCCAGAGCUUAAACCAAUCAGCCUCACCUUGGCCCAACCCACCCCUGACACUAGAAUCAAUCCCACUCAUCUCAGACAGAACCACAUCUCACUUUUGGGCUCAAGCUGAUAGAAUAGACUGGAAAAGUAGAGUAUCAUAUUGGGAAGGGGCCUUAAACAGCAUAGAGUUCUGCUCACCAAUUUUAUAGACUUCCCAAGCCAGUGUGUUAACCCGGAGGCCCUCACAGCUCUCUAACCUUGUAUCCAUUGGUGCAAUAUGUGAAGAAACUCCUUUCAUCUCAGCAGGCAGAGGAGGACUGAUGACAGGGAAAUGGCAUGGAGGAGGGGAAGGGCAGUAGUUAUUGACAUAGUGAAGGACCAACUACUCCAUCUCUCAUUACUCAUGACAUGUCAAUAUUUCCACCUGAGUCAGGUCAAGGAAGGGACUACUUUAGGAAAAAUCUCAUUCCCAACCUUGGUCCCAAAAAGGUACAGGCAGCAACUGCACAUAGAAUUGGACAAUUUCUUUUAGGAAAGGGAAGCCAUCCUAGCCUUUACCCCCAGUGUGUCCCCAAUACUGAACACACUGUGCCACUCUGCCUAGGAGGUUGGCACAUCUCCAGUGGGCCAGAAAGGUGGACUGUAGGCCACUUUUAUCCCUCUGAAGUAGGUGCCAGCUCCUUUUCUGUGCUUACACUCUGGGCAACAGUCUUGCUUAAGAGCAUUCCCAGUGCCCUUGGCUAGGGGCGGAAGGCACUGCCAGACUGUAUCCAACUUGCACAGCUCAGCUCAUUAGGAGCUCAGCCUCUCAUUCACUUUGAAUCUUUGUGUCUUUUUCUCCCUUCUCUGACCCUUUGUCUUUUGUGUUCCUGUCACCCCAACAUUUUAUCAUCUUUUUGCCAGGCAUCCCUGGCUAUCAUUAGGAGGCAACAAUGACUUGCCACCCCAAGCCAGGGCCAUCCUAGGAUCAGGAGGAUGAGGUUGGUUGUAAGGGGCUCCAAAGAGGACAAUGGUUCACAUCCAUGGUUUUUUUUGUUUUUUGUUUUUUUCCGUUACAAACAGGCAGCUGGGGCAUGGCUGGUCCCUGAUGGUUUCAUUCAAGGCCAAAGUCCUGAGCCCCUACAUUGGUCUCAGUCCAGCUCUUAUCAGCUCCUCAAAGGAAAACUCACUGGUUUUUGGCUCUGUGGAUGAGAAGGGAGCCCAGUUACUAUUCUGUCAGCCUAAACAACAGUGGAGCAGGAGAAGCUGGGCCCCAUAAAUCCUGUAACUCCCAGGAAAGACCAUUGAAAAUGCUGUAGCAGCAAAGCCCUUGCUUUCAUUUCUCCCUGCUUCGUCUCCACUAUGUCACCAGAGAGUGGUUUUCCUGGGCCUCUAUUGUUGUUCAUGGUGCAGAUAGCUCUUAAGAAUCAGACUGCCACCCACUUCUCUCCAGAUGAAGGAAAGAUUCUCACAGGUUCAAAAUCUGCCUAUUCAGAUGUCACAUAAUGUCGGGAUGUCACAUUACUUCUUCCGUACAUGUGCAUGUGCACAUGUGGGCUUGUGUGCUUUUGAAGAAUGCUGGUUGGUGAAAGUGGCACAGUAUUAAUAUUUAGGGUAGGAUGCAGCCUUUUAUGCGCCAUAAAGAAUUCUAGGAGAAUGAACAAAAUUUGGGAGCUCGAGACCUGGGACAUUUAAAUCCUCAAGGGGUUUGGAACAAAAUAAACUGAUCUAAAAAUCUAAAAA
Loxodonta africana (African savanna elephant) is the source of this 4214-nucleotide messenger RNA. It is a transcript of the gene SLC16A2, whose product is annotated as solute carrier family 16 member 2. The coding region runs from base 213 to 1808 and encodes 531 amino acids. Lineage: Eukaryota; Metazoa; Chordata; Mammalia; Proboscidea; Elephantidae. Gene Ontology annotation, cellular component: membrane. Gene Ontology annotation, molecular function: monocarboxylic acid transmembrane transporter activity; thyroid hormone transmembrane transporter activity. The transcript is spliced from 6 exons. Gene Ontology annotation, biological process: thyroid hormone transport; transmembrane transport. The record is from RefSeq and is a predicted model, not a curated record.